AGAAGUCUUACAAAAUGGACGAGGAGUCCUCUCUGGAACGGUACUUAGACCAAUGUGAAGCUCAGGAUGUCCUUGACUCUUCUCCUCAAAUGUACACGCCAAUGACUCCCUAUGAUGACCUGAAUAUUCAACCAAUUUCAGGAACAUCCUAUAGAUCUGAUCAGGACCAGUCCAAAGAUCUUUCUGCAGAUUUGGACCUGAGCUUUCUGCCUGAUGACCUAAAUCCUGAGCAUGAAGAAAAGAACAACCUCACAGAAUUACAGGAUAGUGGGAUUUGCUUGGAUUCUUCUGGCCUCUCGCAUCCGUACACCCCCUGUGAAAGCCGAGAUGCUUCCAGCCUUCGCCCCUUGCCCAUCACUCCCAUGACACCCAUGACUCCAAUGACUCCUGUAGCAGAGUCCUCUGGGAUUAUUCCUCAGUUACAGAAUAUUGUGUCCACAGUGAAUUUAGCUUGCAGGCUAGACUUAAAGAAAAUCGCCUUGCAUGCCAGAAAUGCAGAAUACAACCCAAAGAGAUUUGCAGCAGUUAUAAUGAGGAUUCGGGAGCCACGAACAACAGCACUUAUAUUCAGCUCUGGGAAAAUGGUCUGCACGGGGGCAAAGAGUGAAGAGCAGUCCCGACUGGCAGCAAGAAAGUACGCUCGAGUUGUACAGAAGCUGGGAUUCCCUGCCAAAUUUCUUGACUUUAAAAUCCAGAACAUGGUUGGAAGCUGUGAUGUUACGUUCCCCAUACGUCUAGAAGGACUAGUUCUUACCCACCAACAGUUCAGCAGUUAUGAACCCGAAUUGUUUCCAGGCCUCAUAUACAGGAUGGUGAAACCAAGGAUUGUACUGCUCAUUUUUGUGUCUGGGAAGGUGGUAUUAACUGGUGCGAAAGAGCGUUCUGAAAUCUAUGAAGCAUUUGAAAAUAUAUAUCCGAUCCUGAGAAGUUUUAAGAAAACUUAAGUGCCUCGUUCCAAGGCAACUAAUCUUUUUGUAUGUUAUUUAUGUAUAUAGUUAAUUAAAAAAGUGUGCUUUGUAAU
Molecule: messenger RNA, 1021 nt
Organism: Nanorana parkeri
Lineage: Eukaryota; Metazoa; Chordata; Amphibia; Anura; Dicroglossidae
Gene: TBPL2
Product: TATA-box binding protein like 2
Exons: 7
Coding region: 15-944 (309 amino acids)
Biological process (GO): DNA-templated transcription initiation
Molecular function (GO): DNA binding; RNA polymerase II general transcription initiation factor activity
Source: RefSeq, a predicted model, not a curated record